GUGCUGUUGAGCGACUUAUGCUCCUUCGCGAGUUGUACCAGAUAUAAUUAAGUAUACAAGCUAUUGACAAAUGUAUUGGAUAUUGACGGUCAUAGUUUACUAUUUAUAUCAUUUUGAAUUCCAAACCGGCUUUCGCGUCAGCUCGUUAACCCACAUCGUACAAAAGUUGCUGCUUGUAAAUGCCUGAGUCAGUAAUUGCUAACAUUGAAAAUGUCAAGAAAGUAGCAGAUCAUAUACAAAAAAUGAUAAGUAUCGUACCAGAAAUUGGGAUCAUUUGUGGAAGUGGUCUGGGGAAGUUGGCUGAUGGGGUGAAAGAUAAAACCAUAAUUCCAUACACAAAGAUACCCAACUUCCCUCAAACGUCUGUUAUUGGACACUCCGGGAACCUGAUAUUUGGAACUCUGAGCGGCCGAAAAGUAGUCGUAAUGCAAGGACGGUUUCACAUGUACGAGGGAUAUACCAAUGACAAGAUCGCUCUUCCCAUACGCGUGAUGAAGUUAUUGGGAGUCAAAAUUCUUAUGGUUAGUAAUGCUGCUGGUGGUCUCAACAGAAGUCUCAAACUUGGUGACUUCGUGAUCUUAAAAGAUCAUAUUUAUCUUCCUGGACUGGGAUUAAAUAAUGUUUUGGUCGGACCGAAUCAUGAGGAAUUUGGUCCUCGAUUCCCAGCACUUUCGGAUGCUUAUAACAGUGACCUGCGAAAACUGGCUAUGCAAGUAGCUGUAGAAAACGGAUUUGGGGAUUCGGUUCACCAAGGUGUUUACGUGAUGAAUGGUGGUCCUUGUUACGAAACACCUGCUGAGUGCACAAUGCUUCUUAACAUGGGUUGUGAUGUAGUCGGUAUGAGUACGAUUCCGGAAGUUGUAAUUGCUCGGCACUGUGGAAUUCAAGUGUUCGCCGUUUCACUAGUUACAAAUAUAAGUGUGCUGGAUGUUGAAAGCAGUGUGAAGGCGAACCACGAAGAAGUCUUGGCCACAGGUGCUCAACGUGCUGAAUUGAUGCAAUCAUGGUUUGAAAAGAUAAUCGAAAAACUGCCCAAGGAUUGAAUUGGAUGUUACGCUUAAUAUUUUGUGCAAUGAAUUAUACUUUGUGAAGAAUGUUUCUAUGUUUGUACCCUUAUUGAAAUGAAUAUUUUAGCUUAUAAAGUGCUCUGUCUAGAAAACGACUUUGUUCUGUCUGUCUUUAGCAAAUUUCAUAUGUGAGAACCGCAUCGUUGACCCCAUCGUGUUGAUGCGGUAAUGAUGCCGUUGAAAUAUUCAUGCAGUUUAGUUCGUAUACAUUCUGUCGACAAAUCACGUCGAUACGUUGUAGAUAUCAAAAGUUGAAUACGAGUUUUAUUUAUGAUACUCACAUUUUAAACAUGUUGAAAUUGAACGGCAGAAAAGGAAUGAAAGAUCUAGCGAAUUUAUGAAGAAUCGGCGUUUGGUAGUGCACUGACUCGACGAACAAUGAAAUGACUCGGCUUUCGUAAGCCACUUAAGAAGUACAGAAAGUGGAUAGAAAAAUAAAUAUUAUCAUACGCAUGAGCAUGAAAAAUGAUUAGAGCCACAGUUGAACAAGUAUCAACAGUAAAUUUAUAAGUGACGAAAUAACUGAACUGAUUAGACACAUUUAUCUGUCAAAAGUCUGAAUAAAUCACAUGGCACUAUAACAGUAGUUAAUGCUGUUUAGAUUUUCUUGUUUUGAUUGUUAACACUUUGUCGACGAU
This is a messenger RNA of Schistosoma haematobium, 1705 nucleotides long. RefSeq lists its product as uncharacterized. The record is from RefSeq and is a predicted model, not a curated record. The transcript is spliced from 7 exons. Gene Ontology annotation, molecular function: purine-nucleoside phosphorylase activity. The coding region runs from base 180 to 1043 and encodes 287 amino acids. Gene Ontology annotation, cellular component: cytoplasm. Lineage: Eukaryota; Metazoa; Platyhelminthes; Trematoda; Strigeidida; Schistosomatidae. Gene Ontology annotation, biological process: nucleoside metabolic process.